Cavenderia fasciculata is the source of this 1524-nucleotide messenger RNA. RefSeq names its product cyclin-like F-box containing protein. Bases 1 to 1524 code for a protein of 507 amino acids. The record is from RefSeq and is a predicted model, not a curated record. Gene Ontology annotation, molecular function: protein binding. NCBI's taxonomy places the organism in Eukaryota, Evosea, Eumycetozoa, Acytosteliales, Cavenderiaceae. The transcript is spliced from 5 exons.
AUGUUAGACCACAUGGAUGAUCUAACUAGUAUAGUAGUAGUACUAACACAUACGAUGGAGGCUAUCAAACAACUAUUCCUAAAAUCAACAGGACAAAGGAAUCUAAUCAUUACUCUUGUCACAUCAGUCUCUUUAUUUAUUAUCACCUGUAUAUAUACCUAUCGAUUGAAAUCUUCUUCACGACAACAAUCAAAAACUACUACAACAACAAAUGACGAACAUAAACAGUCAUCAACAAUAUCAACACCAUCAAAGAAUAACAAUAAUAAUAAUAACCAACAUGUAGCUUCUACAAAUGAAUCUGCAGCAUCAUCAUCAACAACACCAAAGAAGAUUGUUAAUGAAAAGUCACCUGCAAAGCCACAACAACAACAACAACAACAGGUAACAAGAUCAUUACAAAAGGUUAUAGAUCCAAUCAAUCUACCUCAUUCCAUUUUAAUGAUCAUUUUUGAACAACUAUCAUUUAAAGAUUAUCAAAGAUCUAAAAAGGUUAGUCGUAAUUGGAAUAAAGUAUUAAACAAAAUAGAUAGAAUAUGGAUGGGAUAUUCAAUGGAUAAAUGGGGAUAUAACAACAUUCCACUUCCAACUACCGAGGAUGAACAAAUAGAUUAUUUCAAAUUCUUUAAAUCAAAAUAUAGAGAAGAACAAAAAAGAAUUGGAUUUGAACCAGAGAAAUAUAUCAUUUCAAUAUUUGAACAAUGUGCUGAUUUUACAGAAUCAUCAAGAUGGAAAAUGGAAAAAGUUAUUUGUUCAAGUUCAUGGUGGAAAAAGAGAUUGGUAGAAGAAAUGAAUACAAGUUUAACAUUGUCAAAAUUGGAAUUGACAGAGAGAAAUCCAAAUAUUAUUAAUGCACCAGGUGCCAUAUUGGUUGGAAAUAUUAUAGAUCAAAGCGAUGGUAAUACUAUUGUCGGUAAAUUCCGUUUCAUCGACACGUAUGACGCAUCGAUAAAGUUUGAAACAGAAAAAUGGAUUGGAAAGACUAUCGAUUGUCCUUGGACUGGUGAUUUGGUUGGUUAUUUUAAUUGGACGCUGUAUCCAUUGGAAAAUCAAUUCUACGAUGACGACAAAAAGAAUGGAAAAUUCACAGACGAGGGAUCGGUCGAUCGUCAGUUUGAAGAGAAAUACAAAACAUUGGUUGUUGAAUUUUUACGUACAUUGACCUAUGAAACACGUGGUAUCGUGUCACGUAUCGGUACUGGUAUCACUGCCAAAUCGGUAGUCUAUGAAUCAUGCAAAUUGUCAUCAGUCUUUGGAAAGUAUGGAAUGAACGACGGUGAUUGUUUGAUCGACACUGACGAGACCAGUUCCUACAUUGUAACAUUGAUCGACACGAUCCAACACUUUUUAGACAAAAAGCAAGUAGAAGGAUGCAAGGUUGUCUAUACAUCACAAACCAGCCACAACCCAAUUCGAUACACUGGACACAUUACAAAGGAAAUUCUCUCACUCCAAAUUUCAAUUUGGAUCUACAAUACCAUCAUCUUGUCUAAUCGUAAACUUUGGGGUAAAAAAUUAGAUUAA